AUGACGAAGACGGACGCGAAUCUCACCGCUCUCUGGGCUCUGAACGCCAUCGACACCCACCACCACCGCCACAUUGUGGAGUCUCCUCCGCCUCCCACCGCCGUUGAAAUCCCCGUCAGCUGUUACCAGCUCAUUGGUGUUCCUGAUCAAGCGGAGAAAGACGAGGUUGUUAAAUCAGUGAUGGAUUUGAAGAGUGCUGAAAUUGAAGAGGGUUACUCCAUGGAUGCUGUUGGAUAUCGCCAGGUUCUCUUAACGGAUGUGAGAGAUAAGCUUCUUUUCGAACCGGAAUAUGCUGGCAAUAUUAAGGAAAAGAUCCCGCCUAAGUCAUCCUUACGGAUCCCUUGGGCAUGGUUGCCAGGUGCUCUUUGCCUUCUUCAAGAGGUUGGGGAAGUUAAACUUGUGCAAGAUAUUGGCCGGGUAGCUGUUCAGCAUCCAGAUGCUAAACCGUAUAAUCACGAUCUACUUCUUUCUAUGGCACUAGCUGAGUGUGCAACUGCGAAGAUGGGUUUUGAAAAGAACAAGGUAUCCCAAGGAUUUGAAGCUCUUGCUCGUGCUCAGUGCCUUCUAAGGAGUAAAAAGUCUCUUGGGAAAAUAUCAUUGUUGUCUCAGAUAGAAGAGUCUUUGGAGGAGCUUGCACCAGCCUGCACAUUGGAACUGCUAGGCAUGCCUCACUCACCAGAGAAUGCUGAAAGAAGACGAGGAGCAAUUGCAGCCUUGCGUGAACUGGUUAGACAAGGGCUUGGUGUGGAAACAUCAUGCCGAGUCCACGACUGGCCAUGCUUCCUGAGCCAAGCACUUAAUAGAUUAAUGGCUGCAGAGAUUGUUGAUCUUCUUCUGUGGGAUGAUUUAGCUAUUACAAGGAAGAAUAAAAAAUCACUUGAGUCGCAGAAUCAAAGGGUUGUAAUUGAUUUCAAUUGCUUCUACAUGGUGUUAAUAGCUCAUAUUGCCCUGGGGUUUUCAAAUAAGCAACCAGAAUUGAUUGACAAAGCAAAAACUAUCUGUGAGUGUCUGAUUGCAUCAGAGGGUUGCGAUCUAAAACUUGAGGAAGCUUUUUGCUUGUUCCUUCUUGGUCAGGGUAAUGAGGCUGCAGUUGUUGAAAAGCUCCAGAAGCUGGAAUCAAAUUCAAGUUCUGCUCCGCAGAUAGCAAUCACAGGGAAGGAUAUUAAGAAUAGUGAUGGUGCAAAGCAAUUGGAAAUGUGGCUGAAGGAUGCUGUCCUUGCUGUCUUUCCAGACUCACGCAAUUGCCCUCCAUCAUUGGCUAACUAUUUUGGUGGUGAAAAAAGAACUCCUGUUAGCAAGAAGAGUAAAUUAGCUCCACAGACUUCACCUAUUUUAAGUCAUAGACCAAUGUCGACUACUCUUGUGUCAGAGCGGAGAGAUUUUGAUGACUCUCUUUCCCACUUGAACUCUUCUCAACAUCUUGGAACAGCUGUUAAACAGUUGGCUCCAACUGAUCUGCAAAGCCCCUUGAUAUUGGGCAAGACAGGUGGUGGGAGCAGUGGUACUGCUGGAUCUGUUCAAAUGAAAAGGAAUCUUGGCAUGCGCCAUGGUAAAGUUUGGGAAGGUUGGCUGAGUAGAGGAUUUCUGGUGGGAAGGAUCACUUUUGUUGCUGUAGUUGGGUGCAUUGUUUUCACUACCUUAAAGUUAACGGGAAUGAAAGGCAGAAGUGCUUCUAAACGAGCCCACAGUAAACCAAAUUUGCACACUAAUUCUGUUGCUUGGACAACAGAUUCAUCUGUAGAUUUUCGUCUAGGCCCUGCUUAUAUCAAGGGAAAUGGAAUCGCUGGUGGACUUAGGAAGUUUUUGAUGACUUUUAUGAAGCGGGCAAGGAACUGUUCAGAUACUGGAAAUUCACCAGUUUCGCGUAUGUUUUCUUCAACUUCUUUGUGCCGGAGGCCAAUGUCUGUUGAGGAAGCGGAAGAUCUUGUCAAGCAAUGGCAAGAAAUUAAAGCUGAAGCUUUGGGGCCCAGCCAUGAAAUUCAGAGCCUCUCUGAAGUCCUUGACGAGUCAAUGCUUGUUCAGUGGCAAGCUUUGGCUGAUGCUGCAAAAGCAAGGUCUUGUUAUUGGAAAUUUGUUUUGCUACAAUUGUCCGUCCUGCGAGCUGAAAUUUUAUCAGAUGAGGUUGGAGAGACAGCAGAAAUUGAGGCUCUGCUGGAGGAAGCAGCCGAACUUGUUAAUGAGUCUGAACAAAAGAACCCAAGUUAUUACAGCACCUAUAGAAUUUGGUAUGUUCUAAGAAGGCAAGAAGAUGGUUCCUGGAGGUUCUGUGAUGGGGAGGUUCAAGCACCAUCAUGACCUUGGCCUCCUGGUUACUGGAAAACUAAACCAGCCAUGCAUGCUGAAUAAUUCUGUGCUAACUCUGGUUCCUCGCAUCUAUAGUUUUUCUUGUAGAGGGACAAUGAAUUAGAAGUGUGGAUUUCAGUUUAGGAAGGUUUUAGCAGAAUGACAAAGGGUUUGGGUAGAUCAGUUUACUUUACUAUCAUGUUGAUAAUUUUCACUUCUAAUGAGCUUUGACAGCAUAGGCAAGAAAUUCUACUUACGGGUUCCCCACAUUUGGUGUGGAUCGGCUCUCUGACAGAUUGGUAGACGUUUUGCAAAGGCAAUUGAAAUGGAAUUGUUUGGCAUGUACCAAAGGAUUCCAUUUGAAAUAGAUUGAAUUC
Molecule: messenger RNA, 2660 nt
Organism: Fragaria vesca subsp. vesca
Lineage: Eukaryota; Viridiplantae; Streptophyta; Magnoliopsida; Rosales; Rosaceae
Product: plastid division protein CDP1, chloroplastic-like
Exons: 12
Coding region: 1-2295 (764 amino acids)
Biological process (GO): chloroplast fission
Cellular component (GO): chloroplast inner membrane
Source: RefSeq, a predicted model, not a curated record